UAUGUCUACUGGCUAAUUCGCAACCCCCAGCCUUCAGCUCAUCAGCGUUAUAACGGAUCUUCUGUGUCUCUUAUCUAUCUUUGCUAUGGUUUAACGUGAAGUGACUUUUAUUUUGUAAUUUUUUCCAUUUACACGUGCGCUCGGCUAUUCUUUGUUUUCACAAGUAACUACAAUGCAGAGUCUCUAUGUUCACCUCUGCUGGAAGGAAGCUAACGGUCACUCGUUCACGCCAAUGGCUUUUGCUAAAUGUGACGUAGCUCGGUUUUGUGAAAGCAAGGCCGACGAGCUGCCACCAGAGCAGAUCGCUGUGCUGCGCAAGGCUUUCGACAGCUUCGACAGAGAAAAGAGCGGAAGCAUACCCACCGACAUGGUCGCCGACAUUCUCAGACUCAUGGGCCAGCCGUUCAACAAGAAAAUCCUGGACGAGCUCAUCGAGGAGGUUGAUGCCGACAAAUCGGGCCGCCUCGAGUUCGACGAGUUCGUGACGCUCGCUGCCAAAUUCAUCGUUGAGGAGGACGCGGAGGCACUCGAAAAGGAGCUGCGCGAAGCUUUCCGGCUUUACGACAAAGAAGGAAACGGAUACAUCCCGACCACGUGCCUGCGCGAGAUCCUGAGGGAGCUCGACGACCAGCUCACGGACGAGGAGCUCGACAUCAUGAUCGAGGAGAUCGACUCUGACGGCUCUGGCACCGUGGACUUCGACGAAUUCAUGGAGAUGAUGACCGGAGAAUAAAUUUUUAUCGAUCAAUCCGACGUUUUUCGACGAAAGGCCAAGAAAAAGCUAAUAAAAAAGUAUCAGUAACUUGGGGGAGGCGCAGUAUCGCUCCUCCGAUAUACAAGCGCUUUUGCAGAGGCUCGACGCGAAAAAAGAAUAAAAAAAAAAGAAAAAUACAUGGCCAGUUCUAAUUGUAUACGCGACGUAGCGUCUCUAGAACGUCGAUUUUCUCAUCUUCGGCCGCUGCAUACAGCUGCUCUCUCUCUCUCUCUCUCUCUCUCUCUCUCUCCUUCUCUCUCUCUCUCUCUCUUAAUCUUUCUACGAGCUACGGAGCAAAACUAUCUCUUAAAAAAAAAGACGAAGAAAUAUCUAUAUAUA
Molecule: messenger RNA, 1093 nt
Organism: Phymastichus coffea
Lineage: Eukaryota; Metazoa; Arthropoda; Insecta; Hymenoptera; Eulophidae
Gene: TpnCI
Product: troponin C, isoallergen Bla g 6.0301
Exons: 6
Coding region: 173-733 (186 amino acids)
Molecular function (GO): enzyme regulator activity; calcium ion binding
Source: RefSeq, a predicted model, not a curated record